Molecule: messenger RNA, 1944 nt
Organism: Pseudogymnoascus verrucosus
Lineage: Eukaryota; Fungi; Ascomycota; Leotiomycetes; Thelebolales; Thelebolaceae
Product: mitochondrial inner membrane protein required for protein import
Exons: 2
Coding region: 91-1734 (547 amino acids)
Molecular function (GO): phosphoprotein phosphatase activity
Source: RefSeq, a predicted model, not a curated record
GCCUCAUCCAAGCUCAAAUGUCCUUCUAGUCGGAGUGUCGCAUUUGUAGGAUUCACAUAUUGGGCAUCCUUUGAAGCCCAUAUUUCCACAAUGCUUUCAAGAGCAGUGCGCGGCUCUCUGCGCGCCCCAGCCCUCAGGGCGGCGCCAGUAAGAUUCCUCCGACCCUCAACAGCUCUAUGGAGUCGGGGGCUUGCCGACCAGCGACCAGGUCAGCCAAAGAAGCCGACAACCCAGCAAAGACCUUCAUCGGAACUUCCGACGAAGGCAUCCGCUGGCGGCGCUGCGGCUGGUGCAAACGGGAAAGCGUCAUCCAUCGAAGACCCCGACGUAUCUUCGCAACAACCCGAAUUCGAAACUCAAGCAUCACCAUCGGAGAAUGCCCCACUGAACGAAGCCGCAUCUACCAGCGGCGCGCCGCAACACUUCAAACUGCCUGAUCUCAGGGGAGGCCUACCGUCGACGCUGGAGUUCGAAUCCAAGGGCAGCACAGCCAACGAAUCUGCGGCGUCGGCCCUGAACCUUACGGAAGACCCACAUGAAGCAACUGGCGGAGGUGGACGAGGGCCGAAAGGCGAGCUCCCAGCAUCGGCAUAUGUAUCGUCUUCGGAGAAGAAGCGUGCUCGUGUUGCAAACUACCUGUACGGGUCAUUUUUCGCAACGUGCAUUGCCGCAUACGUAUACUUGGGCAGAAACUGGGAGUCGGAUGAGGAAGAGCGACAACACGUCGAUGCGCCUUCUGGAUGGUCUCUUGGACUCAUGUGGGCUCGUUUCCGAGCUCGCACGGGAGACCAGCUGAGCUACUACAGCGAGCCAACAUUUAAGAAGCUCUUGCCAGACGUUGACCCAAGCUUCGGACGCCCAUACACACUGGUUCUGAGUUUGGAGGACCUACUCAUCCACAGUGAGUGGUCAAGAGAGCACGGAUGGCGGAUGGCAAAGAGGCCUGGUGUGGACUACUUCCUGAGAUACCUCAGCCAGUACUACGAACUGGUUAUAUUUACCUCCGUCCCGUGGGCCAUCGGCGAGCCAGUCAUUAAGAAGCUAGACCCAUACCAUGUCGUCACCUGGCCAUUGUUCCGAGAGGCUACAAUGUACAGAAAGGGCGAAUAUGUCAAGGAUCUCUCAUACCUGAACCGUGACCUUUCAAAGGUCAUUAUCCUCGACACCUCUAAGGCCCACACGGAAGAGCAGCCCGAAAACGCCAUCAUAAUGCCGAAGUGGAAGGGCGAUUCCAAGGACAAGGAGCUGGUUUCACUCAUUCCAUUCCUGGAGUAUAUCCCCACGAUGGCCGUUCCAGAUGUGAGGAAGGCCAUUGCCUCGUUCGAAGGAACUCAUAUCCCAACUGAAUUUGCGGCACGCGAAGCAGUCGCCCGUAAGAAGUUCAUGGAACAAAUUGAAGCCGAGAAGAAGAAGAAGCCGAAGAAGGGCGGCGUCAGCUUCUUGAACUCUGCUCUUGGCAUCAAGCCACAGGCUGCCUUUGAGGGAGAGCAGUCAGCCAGCGAGGCGUUUGCCCAAGGUAAGAUGUUGCAAGACCAGGCGAGAGAGAGAGGCCAGAAGAACUAUGAGGCUUUGGAUAAGAUGAUUAGGGAGGAGGGUGAGAAGUGGCUGAAGGAAGAGGCUGCUCAUGAGGAGAUGGCGAAGCAGGAGGGCAUGAAGGCUAUGAAGAGCGGGCUGACUGGGUUCUUUGGUGUGCCUGGAGAUAAGCCCAAUGAGCCUUCGUCUUCGUCCUCGUGAACAGGGAAUGGCAUGGGUGGGUGUGGCACUUGAGUCGAGGGGAAGCACUUCUUGCGACUGUUCGAGUCCCUAACUCAACUCUCAUCUCUUUUGUAUGUUGGUUUGCGUUGCGAAGGUACGAUCUCCGUGUCUGAAAAGUGUGCAAAAUUGUACAAUACAUCGGUUGGAUUGGGUAAGGCUGUAAGAUAUAUAUAGAUGGGGUGUAACGAA